Myotis myotis is the source of this 3597-nucleotide messenger RNA. It is a transcript of the gene PI4K2B, whose product is annotated as phosphatidylinositol 4-kinase type 2 beta. Lineage: Eukaryota; Metazoa; Chordata; Mammalia; Chiroptera; Vespertilionidae. Bases 141 to 1643 code for a protein of 500 amino acids. The transcript is spliced from 11 exons. The record is from RefSeq and is a predicted model, not a curated record. Gene Ontology annotation, cellular component: plasma membrane; lysosomal membrane; trans-Golgi network. Gene Ontology annotation, biological process: Golgi organization; endosome organization; phosphatidylinositol phosphate biosynthetic process. Gene Ontology annotation, molecular function: 1-phosphatidylinositol 4-kinase activity.
GCGGGAACCUGCCCCGCCGCAAGGUAGUGAGGUGGCUUCAGUCCGACCCAGCUGCUCCCGGGUCCCCGGGAUGCCGAGGCCAGACCCCGACACCCCGCCUCUCUGAGCGGGUCUCGGCGCAGGAAGCACAGAGGGGGGCCAUGGCUGAGUGCCCCGAGCCCGGGCAGUUGGCGGCCGCGGGCGGCGCUCUCCUGGACGGCGAGGACGAGGAGCGCGAGCCGCUGCUGCCGCGGAUCGCCUGGGCCCAGCCGCGGAAGAGCGCCCCGGGGACCGCCGUGAGGAUGGUCGAGGCUGCCGGGAAGGAGGGCGCGGCCUCUCUCAGGACCAUCGACGAGGACGUGCUGUUCGGACCCAACGACUCGCCCCGCUGUUCCUCCCUGGACGUGGGGCUCCCGAGGAGCUCGCCCACCCACCCGGACUUCGGCCGCUCCCUGGGUUCAGUAAAUGUUGGUUCUUCAGAGUUGAAUUCAUUCUUGGAUGAUCCAGGGUUUGCUGAUACUGUAUGGAAAGCAGAGCAAGCAAUAGAAUUUGGAGUUCUUCCAGAAAGAAUCUCUCAAGGUUCAAGUGGAAGUUACUUUGUGAAGGAUCCUAAGAGGAAAACUAUUGGUGUGUUUAAACCCAAAUCGGAAGAGCCUUAUAGUCAACUGAAUCCAAAAUGGACCAAAUAUAUUCAUAAGGUCUGCUGCCCUUGCUGCUUUGGCAGAAGCUGCUUGGUUCCUAACCAGGGAUACCUUUCUGAAGCUGCUGCCUCCCUAGUGGAUGAAAAGCUUCAUCUGGGCAUUGUACCAAAAACAAGGGUGGUUUGGCUUGGCAGUGAGACAUUUAACUACAGUACAAUUGACCGUGCAAAAGCUAGAGGCAAAAAGUAUGCUUUAGAGAAAGUGCCAAAAGUAGGUAGAAAAUUUCACCGAAUAGGACUCCCUCCUAAGAUUGGUUCCUUUCAGUUAUUUGUUGAAGGUUACAAGGAGGCUGAAUUUUGGCUUAGGAAAUUUGAAGCUGACCCUUUGCCUGAGAAUACUAGAAAACAAUUUCAGUCGCAAUUUGAAAGAUUAGUGAUUUUGGAUUACAUCAUCAGAAAUACAGACAGGGGAAAUGAUAAUUGGUUAAUCAAAUAUGAAAAGAAGAAAAAUGGAAAGGAAAUUAAGGAAGCAGAAUGGGUUGAUGAGAAAGAAUCGCUUAUUAAAGUAGCUGCAAUUGAUAAUGGUCUAGCAUUUCCUUUUAAACAUCCUGAUGAGUGGAGAGCAUAUCCAUUUCACUGGGCUUGGCUUCCUCAAGCAAAAGUUCCUUUUUCUGAAGAAACAAGAAACUUGAUUCUACCAAAUAUUUCUGACAUGAAUUUUGUGCAAGAUUUAUGUGAAGAUCUCUAUGAACUUUUUAAGGAGCAUAAAUUUGUGAAGUUACACUUAACUACUGACAAAAGAUUUAACAAAGCCACUUUUGAAAGUCAGAUGUCUGUGAUGAGGGGCCAGAUCUUAAACCUGGCCCAGGCUUUGAGGGAAGGGAAGAGUCCUGUCCAGCUGGUACAGAUGCCUUGUGUGCUUGUGGAACACAGUCCAGGGAGAACGAAGGGUCGGGUUUCCCAGCUCAACAGUUCCUUCACCCAGAGCUUCCACUGCAGGAAGCCUUUUUUUACCUCCUGGUAGCACAUAUAAGAGAACAAACUGUUGGCAUCAUUGUGUUGUUAAAAUGCUUCAUUUGCCAAAGCCUCAAGUAAUACAAGUCUUUAAAAGGUUAUGUUUUGAAUGUAAUCAAAAGUUUACAGUUUUUUGUCCAAAUAUUAAAUUCUUAUUUCAGGGAAAAAGUGCCAUAUCUUCUAUGUAGUAUUUUUGUAGGAAAACUUGUACUUGGUUGUUGAUGUUAGUUUAAAAGGUAAUUUCAUGGUUUACACAUUCUGAAAUGACUAAUUACUUUAGAAUUCCAAAUAGAAAAAUAAGGUACUUGUUGACUUUGAAUAAAAUAACUUUUUAUAUACUUUUUAAACAUGGAGAAGAAUGUUCGUGUUAACUCUUCUUACAUUAUAAAGGCCUUCUGAGUGUAAAACUGGUCUUCUGAACUCUAAUCGAUUCAUUAAUAGAAAAACAGGUAAGAAUAAAGCAAUGCUGCCUUAAUUAAAAAGCUGCUAUUUUAGAAUUUGAAUAAGUGCCCCUAAAGUGACCAAUGUGAGGGACCAGAAAAGUAUAUCUUGGUUAAGUAAUAGAUGACCAUUUUCUUUUUUGUACUUAAGAAUAUUUUUGCUCAAUUAUAUAACUAUAGUGAGAAAAAGAUCUAAAGAUAUCACCUUUAAAAAAUGGAAACACUCAACUGAGACUUGAGGGAAGUUAUAUAAAAUUAUAGUAGAUUCAUAAUGUUUUUGAAAUUCCAAAGUAGCAUUAAAAAUUCGUUUUUGUUCUUUGCAUCAGAUCAAUUACAUAAUAAAUUAGUGCUACCCCAAAAUACUAGUCUCUUUUAAUUUAGUACUUUGGUUAGUAUUAAACUUCACUGAAAAUUAAACCAUACCUCAAAUUGCAUGUCAGAUUGUAUUUUAGGGACCUAGGACAUAAACUAUUAAAAAAUAAUAGUAGCAUGCCCAGUGUGUGUGGCUUAGUAAUUGAACAUUGACCUAUGAACCAGGCGGACAAGGUUCGAUUCCCUGUCAGGGCACAUGCCCCGGAUUACAGUCUUGAUCCCCAGUGGGCAGCAUGCAGGAGGCAGCCAAUCAGUGAUUCUCUUUCACCAUUGAUGUUUCUGUCUUUUUCUUACUCUCCCUGCCUCUCUGAAAUCAAUAAAAAAUAUAUAUUUUAAAAUAACAGUAGUGUUUUAAGGGACUUGACAAUCUCAAUGUCAUAAUUACAGUCAAAUUUAGAAUAUCAGCCCUAAUUAAAGUGGACCAUAACAGAGGUAAUCACAAAAUCAUUUAUAUUUGAUUUUACAUAUCAAUAUGUCUGACAUCAUGGGAAUUUGUAGCACUUAUAACUCACCAAGUGAUUUAAAUUAAGAUGAACCCAAUGUGAAGAUGUAGUUCCAAAGAAGCAGAAGUUUCAUUCUCUUCUUCAGGCUCCAAACAAAUAACACCACCUCUUGGACUAAACUGGGUGGUUUGUGGUCGUGGCCAUGAUGAGUUGAGAGUACUGCUGUCCAAGUAGAAAUGUUCUCCUACCUCCACCCACCCUUCAUCAUCGAAAGGUUGAGGUGAUGGAAAACUGGAAGCUUAAAGCCCAAGCUACUAUCUUUAGAUAAAUACUACUCAUUGAAAUGUGCCUUUGAAGAUGUGUUCUAAAAGAACUAAGUUGUUAUGAUGUAGGUACUGCUUUCAUAACAUGGUUGUUUUCAGUAUUUUGAGAAUUGCGAUAUUAAUUUUUAUAAUGAAAACUUUAGUAAAUUGCUACAGUUUUAUAUCCUAAAAUUAAAACAGUGUGUAAAUAUUUUUUAAAGGUCUGAUCAGGCCAGAAAAGUUAAGUUGAAAUAUUUAAGAUGUGAUUAUAAGUCAGAGUACAUUGGUUAUAUUUUGUAAAUUUUCAUGAACUUAAUUGUUAUUUAAAUGUUGUGUUAAUUUUUUCAGUGAGUAUGUUAUAGUGUCAAAUGGUAGACUAAAGGGAAUAAAAACCAUCAUUGUCUUAA